AUGCUCCACCUCCGGAAGCGCGUCCUCUCUCAUCUCCUCUCAGCCGCGCCCUCUCCUUCCACCUCCCCACUCCUCUCUCUCCACCGCCUCCUCUCCGCGGCCGCGGCUGCCAUUUCUCCGAACCCUAGCUUCGCUGUCGAGGGCUACCUCGUCGACGCCUGCGGCCUCACCCGUGCCCAGGCACUCAAGGCCUCCGCCAAGCUCUCGCACCUCAAGUCCCCCGCCAACCCCGACGCCGUCCUCGCCUUCCUCGCCGGCCUCGGCCUCUCCGGCGCCGAUGUGGCGGCCCUCGUCGCCAGGGACCCGCGGUUCCUCUGCGCCGGCGUGGAGAUAACCCUGGCCCCCGUGGUCGCUGGGCUCACCGGCCUCGGCCUGUCAAAUGCCGAGACUGCGCGCCUCGUCUCGCUUGCCCCCGACAAAUUCCGCCAGAGAUCCGUCGUCUCCAAGCUGGAGUACUACCUGCCGCUCUUGGGCUCCAUCGACAACUUGCUCCGGCCGCUCAAACACGGCUCCGGCUUCCUCGCCUCCGACCUCGACAGGGAUGUCAAGCCCAAUGUGAAGCUCCUAGCAGAGUGCGGGCUAGGUGCUUGUGAUAUUGCCAAGCUGUUCAUCCAAAUACCGACGAUCAUCACCGCCAGCCCAGAGCGCGUCCUGGAGAUGGUCGCGUCCGCUGAACGUAUAGGUGUGCCCCGUGGCUCUGGGAUGUUUAGGCAGGCGCUGCAUGCUGUCGCAUAUCUCAGCGAGGAGGAGAUUGCCGCCAAAGUAGAACAGUUGAAGAAGAUAUUAAGGUGGUCAGAUGCCGAGGUUCGCAUUGCUGUGCCCAAGUUCCCGGCUGUGCUGAGGCGGUCAAAGGACAUGCUGCAGCUCAAGUCCGAGUUCCUCUUCUCUAAGGUGGGGUUGGAACCGGUGCGCAUUGCUCACCGGCCCGUAAUGCUCAGUCUUAGCCUGGAGGGCCGGCUCAGGCCCCGGUACCAUGUUAUGAGGUUUCUUAAGGAAAAUGGAUUGACAAAUCAUGACAGAGACUACUAUAGUAUGGUGGUGGUCAGCGAGAAGGUAUUUGUGGAGAAGUUCAUAUGCCCUCACAAGCAAGCUGCACCACACCUUGCUGAAGACUAUGCAGCUGCUUGCACAGGACAGGUGCCUGCUACAUUCAGAUUCACAUGA
Messenger RNA from Triticum turgidum subsp. durum (durum wheat), 1164 nucleotides. The record is from the annotation of a GenBank genome assembly. NCBI's taxonomy places the organism in Eukaryota, Viridiplantae, Streptophyta, Magnoliopsida, Poales, Poaceae.